AUGAAAGUGUCAACUCGCUUUCAAUAUCACAUUUUGUCAUUUCCGGUCAAUGUGAAAGCGGAAGUAGAAAUGAAAAUAAAAAGAGACUACAAACUGAAAGCUGAAAAUUAUUUUGCAGUUUAUCAAUCAGACUGAGUCAGGCAGACAAUGGAUUCUUCAAGACCUAAACUGGAUUUGAACAAUGUUGAGAUGAGAUCAAACGACCAUGAAAGUAGAAUAGAGCGGUUCAGCAGAGGCUUUUCUAUCACCAAAGCUUUCAAGAGGGAACCAGACAAAAGAGUAUUUGUCAACAGAAGCCUUAUGUUAGAGAAAGUCAAGUUCUUUGGAUUUGAUAUGGACUACACUUUAGCAGUGUACAAAUCGCCUGACUAUGAGAAUCUAGGAUUUCAGCUGAUCAAAGAACGUCUAGUACAUAUUGGUUACCCAGAAAGUUUACUGGAGUUUGAGUAUGAUCCAACGUUUCCGAUCAGAGGUCUGUGGUUUGAUCAGCUGUAUGGGAACUUGCUCAAGGUCGAUCCAUUUGGAAACAUUCUUGUCUGUGUUCAUGGCUUUGAAUUUCUUAAAGGAACUGAUAUCCACGAGAUGUAUCCAAACAAAUUUGUACAGAUGGAUGAGAACAGAUUCAGGAUAUUCAACACUUUGUAUGAACUACCUAUCAUGUAUAUGUUAGCAGUGGUAGUAGACCUAUUCUGUCACAAUCCAAAUUAUACCAGGAAACCAACUGGAGUACAGUCAGGAGAUCUCACUAUGACAUAUUCUUCCAUAUAUCAAGAUGUGAUAGCUGCUACAGAUUUUGUGCAUGCCAAAAAUGGUCCUUUGAAGAAAGCAACAAUGGAGAAUAUAGAAAAAUAUGUACAUAAAGAUAGCAGAUUGCCUGUUCUUCUAGAUAGAAUGCGGCACCAUGGUUCAAAGGUGUUCCUUGCUACUAACAGUGAUUAUGUCUAUACCAAUGUAGUAAUGAAUUUCUUAAUGGACUAUCCAACAACGAAAGAUGAACCUAAACGAGACUGGGUGUCGUAUUUUGAUUAUGUUGUCUGUGAUGCCAGAAAACCAUUGUUCUUUGGAGUAGGAACAAUUCUAAGACAAGUUGACAGGGAAACUGGUGCAUUGAAAUUAGGAACACAUACUGGUGAAAUAAGAUCUGGUCAUAUCUAUUCUGGAGGGUCAGUGGAAGUGUUCUCAGAGAUUAUGGGGUCCUAUGAUAAGGAAGUUCUGUACAUUGGUGAUCAUAUCUUUGGUGAUAUUCUUAAAUCAAAAAAAUUAAAGGGUUGGCGGACAUUCCUAGUGGUUCCAGAGCUGGCUCAGGAACUGAUGGUGUGGACCGAGAAACGAGCCCUCUACUCAAAACUUGAAGAGUUAGACUUCCAGAUAGGAGACCUUUACAGAAAUUUAGACAGUACGUGUGAGAAGGGUCCAGACAUCAGCAAAAUACACCAGAAGAUAAAGAUUGUCACCCAUGAGAUGGAUAUGUCAUAUGGUAUUAUUGGAAGCCUCUUCAGAAGUGGGUCCAGACAGACAUUUUUUGCCUCACAGGUGAUGAGGUAUGCAGAUCUGUAUGCUGCUUCUUUCCUCAAUCUCUUACACUACCCAUUUUCCUAUGUGUUCAGAGCCCCUGCAAUGCUGGUAUGUAUGUUGGUUCUCUGGCAUAUACCUUACAUUAUGUUUACCAUUAUUUACCAGUGUUACUAGUUUUGAUAAUAUAGU
Messenger RNA from Mercenaria mercenaria, 1704 nucleotides. RefSeq names its product cytosolic purine 5'-nucleotidase-like. Gene Ontology annotation, molecular function: 5'-nucleotidase activity. The coding region runs from base 148 to 1689 and encodes 513 amino acids. The transcript is spliced from 18 exons. The record is from RefSeq and is a predicted model, not a curated record. NCBI's taxonomy places the organism in Eukaryota, Metazoa, Mollusca, Bivalvia, Venerida, Veneridae.